This is a messenger RNA of Malus domestica (apple), 726 nucleotides long. Its product is annotated as protein SPIRAL1-like 3. Gene Ontology annotation, cellular component: cortical microtubule, transverse to long axis. NCBI's taxonomy places the organism in Eukaryota, Viridiplantae, Streptophyta, Magnoliopsida, Rosales, Rosaceae. Gene Ontology annotation, biological process: cortical microtubule organization. The record is from RefSeq and is a predicted model, not a curated record.
CAGAAAGUUGCCGCUGGCUUUGCUUUACUACUCAGUGCUCUCGCGACUCAGAUCUGAAGUCCAAACAACACAACGCAGCGCUCUCACGGUAUCCAUUCAUUCGAGGAGAGGAACAUGGGUCGUGGAGUCAGCAGCGGAGGGGGAGAAAGCUCUUUGGGCUAUCUGUUUGGAGGUGGAGAAGAAACUCAGAAUCCCGUGGCGAAAAGGGGUGCAGCUCCUCAGAACCAGGCGCCGGUUCCAACUGCCGAACCACCUGCUCAGAGGGCUACUGCUCCCGCACCACCUGCAGAAGUCAAUAAGGAGAUUCCCGCUGGCGUACCUGGGAACACUUCAAACAACUAUUUCCGAGCUGAUGGCCAGAACUGCGGCAACUUCAUCACAGAUCGACCAUCAACGAAAGUGCACUCAGCUCCCGGUGGUGGAUCAUCCCUAGACUACCUGUUUGGAGGCGGUGGCGGUGGCGGUGGCGGUGGCAAGUGAAAGCCUCACGCCGCUGAAGUUGGAAUCGUCAGUUUGGUCCUCGGGCACCUUUGUAACUUGGACCCUCUGUAGAUGAUUUCUCAUCUCUUAACAUUCUAGCACUUCCUGUGACGGGGAUUUGUUGGGUUUAAGCUUUUAUGCUGCUGAAACUUUCGAGUUAAAUUGGCCGAUGAUAUAAUCGUUCACAAAUUGCACUGCAUGUUCUACAAGGUUUUCGUUUUAAUCGAAAUUUGUACAAGUUUGUUA